UGUCUCACUAUUCGGUGCAACUGUUCGCAGUUUUGAUCUUAAACUUGUCGAGUGCAAAUCAACAAUGAAGAGCACAUAGUCGAUGCAGUGAGGUGAAUUUAAAGAUAUAUAUAAUUUAAAAAAGAAGCACUCAUAGACCACAUACAUCAUAGUGCAUUGAUAAAGGGAUUAAUUUUUAAAACUGUCAAUAGCCUAGAUUGAAGUUUCAUAAUAAUCGUUUUCAUAAUAAUUGAAAAAGAUGAUGUUCAAUCCUUCAUUGAAAUUCCGAAGACAAGCCAAAGGUAAAAUACAAAAAAAAUGGCAAUUGUUUAACGCCACGGACUUUCAGUCCUUGAUGUAUCCCUGCUUCACUUUCUGUCGCAUUCUCGGAAUGUUUCCAUACAAAAUCAACACUUCGACGUUAGAGAUUUACAAACCGCUCUUCAUUGUGUGGUCCGUCAUUGUCUGCGUUUGCUGUAUUGGCGAACUGGUAAUAUUGUACCAGAUCAACAUUUCUGGAACGAUCAACAUGAGAAGCGUACCCAGAACUCUCGAGCGUAGUAGUUACUAUUCGCUCAGCAAUUUGGUAGUAGUUGUCACGUACAUUUUGAGUGGUCCACGAAUGCGUUUGCUUCAAACCAUAUUGGACAUCUCGUCGACAUUGCCCUUGGAAUCGUAUCGGAAGCUGUCCUGGUUAAUUCACACGAAGGAUAUUAUCGGUACUUCUUAUGUAAUUGGAAUCGUGCUAAUAUAUCAUUCUAGAAUGAGAGUUGAUGUCAUGAUGAAAUUUUUCGUAAUUUACGUCAAUAUGUUGGUAUUUGAAAUGGACAUGAUGUACAUGAAUUGUGUUUGCGUAUUAAAGGCCUGUUUCAAGGGAAUAAAUGACAAUUUGAUAAAUCUGCAAAAACUCAUCGUGAAUAGUGAGACUCAUCUUUUCCAACCGAUCUAUUAUGUGCAGAGAAAUUCUUUCCUGUUGAUAAAGCUCAAAGCUUUGAAGAAGCAGCAUCUAAGAGUCAGUGAUACAGUGCAGAUGCUGAAUAUAAUUUUCAGUUUGCAAAUCAUAGCUACCAUAAUAUUGACUUUUAUCGAGAUGACAUUUAAUAUAUACUAUUAUAUACUGCAGUGGAGAGAAGAUGUGUUAAUACUUAUUAUGGAGAAGCAGCUCUAUCAUGCGUACUUCUUCAUAUGCAUUGCAUAUUUUUUCACAAAGAUAACAUUGAUAAUAUGGGCCUGCGAGACCGGCAAGAAUCAGGCCUCAGAAAUUGGCACAACCGUUCAUGAUGUGCUUAACUGCACCAACAAUGAGCAAAUCAAAUACGAGCUGCAGCUAUUUUCCUUGCAAAUACUGCACCAUAAAAAUAAAUUCUCUGCAAAGGGUUUCACUGUGGAUGCGACGCUUCUUGCCGCGAUAAUAGGUAACGUCACUACGUACAUAUUAAUCUUAAUGCAAUUCUUAAGUGCAUCGUAUUCUUGUGAUGGAAAGACAAUUGUCAACGUUACACUAAUUAAAAACGACAAAUAA
This is a messenger RNA of Vollenhovia emeryi, 1501 nucleotides long. Its product is annotated as putative gustatory receptor 28b. The transcript has 3 exons. Lineage: Eukaryota; Metazoa; Arthropoda; Insecta; Hymenoptera; Formicidae. Gene Ontology annotation, biological process: sensory perception of taste. The coding region runs from base 239 to 1501 and encodes 420 amino acids. Gene Ontology annotation, cellular component: dendrite; membrane; neuronal cell body. The record is from RefSeq and is a predicted model, not a curated record.